AUGCCGUCCGGUCUCAUCUUCAUCACCGGCGCCACCGGCUUCAUCGGCAGCGCCGUAGCCCUCCAGGCCCUGAAGCAAGGCUACCGGCUACGCAUCAGUGUGCGGCGUGAACAACAGAUUCAAAAACUCAAAAAUCUCUUUUCGAAAGACGGAUAUAGCGAUAAAGUGGAAUUCGUCGUGGUCGUGGACAUCACCAAGAACUCCGCAUUUGCGGGGAAACUAGAUGGUGUUGAACAUGUGUUGCAUAUCGCGUCCCCUCUUCUGCAUGGAACGGACAAAGAGUCCUAUUUUGACCCAGCAGUCAAGGGUACCACGGCUAUAUUGACUGAAGCGGCAAAGGUAGAAAGUAUCAAGAAGGUCGUGGUUACAUCGUCUAUUGCGGCGUUUAUUCCUGUUACCGGGGUCCCAGCGGGGGGUGUUAUUAAAGAGAACAACCCUUGGGACUUCACCGUCGAUCCCACCGCGGACUUCACAUCCCCGGAUGGCAACGACUCUGUCACCGCGAUGCGCCUCUACCACGCCUCCAAACUCCUCGCCUACAACGCAACCUGGGACUUCCAAAAACAUCAGUCUCCCCAUUUCUCAUUAGUCACGCUCAAUCCCGCCUUCGUCUACGGUCACAACCACCUCCAAACCACAGCCGACGAGAUAAAAGGCAGCACGAAUCAGAUGCUCUUCGGGACGAUCAUGAGUGGUACUCCAUUGGGGAAUAUCACAGGGGUACACAUCCAGGAUGUAGCUGAGGCACAUGUCAAGGCGCUUAGUGACUCGGUCCCGGAUGGAUCGAAGUUUUUGCUAGCGGGUGAGAAGGCGGCGUGGAAGGACGUAGCGAAGGUUGUGGAGAGAGAGUAUCCAGGUUGUGGGGCGAAGAUCAGGGAGAGUAUUCCAGGGGAGUCUUGGAGUGUGGAUGCUACGAAGGCGGAGAGAGAGUUAGGGAUGAAGUGGAGACCGUUGGAUUUGGUUGUUAGGGAGGUGAUGGAUCAGCAGUUGGGGUUUAGGAGGGAUGGAGUAUCAAGUCAGAUUUAG
Messenger RNA from Aspergillus melleus, 1026 nucleotides. RefSeq lists its product as uncharacterized. The record is from RefSeq and is a predicted model, not a curated record. Bases 1 to 1026 code for a protein of 341 amino acids. Lineage: Eukaryota; Fungi; Ascomycota; Eurotiomycetes; Eurotiales; Aspergillaceae. Gene Ontology annotation, molecular function: oxidoreductase activity, acting on the CH-OH group of donors, NAD or NADP as acceptor. The transcript is spliced from 2 exons.